Molecule: messenger RNA, 2514 nt
Organism: Thalassophryne amazonica
Lineage: Eukaryota; Metazoa; Chordata; Actinopteri; Batrachoidiformes; Batrachoididae
Product: intermediate filament family orphan 1-like
Exons: 9
Coding region: 109-1980 (623 amino acids)
Source: RefSeq, a predicted model, not a curated record
UUAGAAAAAUACUUAUAUAACCAUUUCAUUACCGGCGUUUUGCCCACACGUCUUUUAUUGCCGACAUUGACCUGUUUUGUUGCGCAGAGACUCUUCCAGUCCGUGUUCAUGCCCGAUCUGCAGCGCUUUAGUUUUCCAUACCAUAGCAUGAAUCCUUUGUUGGAGGCCAGCACGCACCUGCAGCAGCUUCCGCAGCACAGCCAGGCCGGAUCCCCCUCAGGCCCGCUGCCCGACGCACACUUCACCGCACCCGACCCGGCCUCCUUUCUGCUGAUUGAUCAGCCCGCUUUGAGUCCCGAUCAGGCCGGCUGGAACCCCGACUUCACCGCACCCUCGCAGGCGUCACCUUACGUCCAUCACAGCCCGUUUCAGCACCGCGCCGUGCCGCCGCCUCCUGCAGCCAUGGCCCUCAGGAACGAUUUGGGAUCCAACAUCAGCGUCCUGAAAACCCUCAAUCUGAGGUUCCGAUGCUUCUUGGCUAAAGUGCACGAAUUAGAGCGCAGGAAUAAGGUUUUGGAGAAGCAGCUGCAACAGGCGCUGGAUGCCAACAAGGGAUGCAGUGAGAGUAAAACCAUCACCCAGGAGGCAGGUGUGCAAACCGGAUUCAUUGGUACCAUCCCGCUCAGGCCUGGUUCCCUCCCGUUCCACAACACCAACAACUCUGCCAGGAGGCCAACAACACUGUUCACACCACCGCUCACGGUAUCCGUACCCCCUGCACCAGCACUCAACACUGAAGAGUUCGGUUCAGCCCGAUCCAGCGCCAGCUGUUACCCAGCUAUCACCAUCAGACAGGCCUCCCCGUGUGUGGAUCCCCAACCUGCCCCAAACAUCAGCGCCGCCAACCCUCCUCCACGGUUCCUCCCAGGCACCAUUUGGUCCUACAACCCCACCCGCAAGUUUGGCCCCGGUGUGGAGCGUCUGAGCAGCCCCGGGGUGUCCUGGAUGCACCCAGAUGGUGUUGGGGUUCAAAUUGACACUAUCACCCCUGAGAUCAGAGCCCUGUAUAAUGUUCUGGCGAAAGUGAAGAGGGAGAGAGAUGAAUAUAAACGCAGAUGGGAGGAGGAGUACACAAUGAGGGUGGAUCUGCAGCAGAAGAUUGCGGAACUCCAAGAGGACCUGCAGGAGAGUGAAGGUUGUCAGGACGAGCUGGCACUCAGAGUUCAACAGCUAAAAGCCGAGUUGGUUCUCUUCAAAGGCCUCAUGAGCAAUAAUUUGUCAGAACUGGACAGCAAGAUCCAGGAGAAAGCCAUGAAGGUGGACAUGGACAUCUGUCGCAGGAUUGAUAUCACCGCUCGCCUGUGUGACGUGGCUCAGCAGCGGAACUGUGAGGAUGUGAUCCAGAUGUACCAGGUUCCUAACAACCAGGCUUUAAAUCCCCGCCGAAAACAAACCCCUGUGUCUGUUAACGGGAGUGAAUGCGACGAGCCAGCCAGCAUCUCUGAAAGUGAGGGGGGCAUAGCUAAAGAAGAGGAGCACUGCAGCUCUUCGGCUAAUCAGAUCAACGAGGAGAUGCAGCGGAUGCUGAAUCACCUUCGGGAGUGUGAAUUUGAAGAUGAUUGUGACAGCCUGGCAUGGGAGGAGACUGAAGAGACGUUGCUUCUUUGGGAGGACUUCCCAGGAUGCACCCUGCCUCCUGAUCCGACACACCCACCAGGAGAGGAGGACUGUCUGGAAAAAGUGAUUAACGACACUGAGUGUCUGUUUAAAUCCAGAGAGAAGGAAUACCAAGAGACAAUCGACCAGAUUGAGUUGGAGCUGGCUACAGCGAAGAGCGACAUGAACCGGCACCUGCACGAGUACAUGGAAAUGUGCUCCAUGAAAAGAGGCCUGGACGUACAGAUGGAGACGUGCAGGAGACUCAUCACACAGAGCGGAGACAGUAACACUGCCGUUCCUGCUGCUGCCGAGGACGGACACCAGAAAGAGAACGACAGAACGCCCUCUCCACCUUCUUCCUCCAGCAUGGGCCGAUCUUGACAGUCCCUCACUGCUGCAGUGACAGAGGCUGUAAUCAUGUGACCUUCACUGCAUUCACCUACAGUACCACACCACCGCAAUACACACCUGUAACCGUGGCACCGCCAUGUUUCUGUGAUCCGUGACUGAUUUGUAGAGCUUUUUUGUUUUUGUGCUUUUCUCCCAUCUGAUUGAAGCUGAUGUUUUGCUGAGGAAACUUUGAGCUGUGAAACUAUGAGCCGAACGAUUAUCAUUGUUCUUCCAUGCAGACGUCACUGCCCUAAUGCCAGGAAAAAUCUUAUUAUAGUCAGGUUUAGCCAUCUUUAAUGUAGUUUUGAAUGUUAGUUGUUGCAAUAGUUAAAGCUACAGUGUGUAGAAUUUAGCGUCGUCUCAUGGUGAGAUUGCGUAGUACAUUAUGCCGUCACCAGUCACGAUUUUGAUUCCCAUCAUAUUUUCGUUUCUUUGAUGAUGGGGUUUCAUGCUCCUUUGCCUUCUCUUGUGAUACACAAUAUGUAUGAUCUUCCGUUUUACAACAAUGGGGGUUCUCAAAAUCAU